AUGCUGCAAUGUCGGACAAAGCCUCAACUCAGCUAUUUUAUAUAUUGUUGCUUGUGUUUGUUUCAGAUAGGCAACAGUUCUCCCGUACUGGUACUGGUUGCUAAUGGAAGUGACAUCACGAUUAAUUUUCCGGGUGAAAACAAUAACAAUCGUGUAUUCAGCAUCGUCAGCAGCUCCGGCAACAAUAACCCGUCCAUGUUGGACUGGAUAGGUGGGAACGGAGCCAACAAAGCACCUACCAUCAUGUUGGGUAAAUCGGACGCGUCGGCAAUGUCUCCCCGUCUGGCUGACGACAACAGUGACGAAAAUAAUCCUACUUCACCUGCCAAUCCAAACCCGACAUGGGGACCGCUUGGAAUGAACGAAUACGAUGCAAACGAUGCUAUACUUCCGCUAGAAACGACCGUAACCCCUAAAAUUCUGGUCAACACCACCACCAGCUCCAGUGCGUACGUUGAAACUUCUGAUAAGGUGCUGCUAUCACCUGUUUGACAAACAUGUUCUACCCUUGACCCAAAUUCCAUACAAAACCCAAACUUAUUCGUAAAUAGAAGUGCGCACAUUACUGUGACUGCUGUU
Messenger RNA from Anopheles moucheti, 579 nucleotides. RefSeq lists its product as uncharacterized. NCBI's taxonomy places the organism in Eukaryota, Metazoa, Arthropoda, Insecta, Diptera, Culicidae. The coding region runs from base 1 to 492 and encodes 163 amino acids. The transcript is spliced from 2 exons. The record is from RefSeq and is a predicted model, not a curated record.